This is a messenger RNA of Equus quagga, 1755 nucleotides long. RefSeq names its product transmembrane protein 121B (gene TMEM121B). Bases 1 to 1755 code for a protein of 584 amino acids. The record is from RefSeq and is a predicted model, not a curated record. Lineage: Eukaryota; Metazoa; Chordata; Mammalia; Perissodactyla; Equidae. The transcript has a single exon.
AUGCACCCAGCGCUCGGCAACCCCCGCUCGGUCUCGACCUCGUCCGGCUCCUUCCCCCAGCCCCCCGCCGCCGCCCGGCUGCAGCCCCUUUUCCUCCGGGGGGCGUCCUCCCGCGGCCGGAGAGGUUCGGGCGACAGCAGCACCAGCACCAGCACCAGCCGGGGGGGAGGCGGCGGCAGACGCGGCGGGGGCGGCGGCGGCUCCCCCAGCAGCAGCACCGGCGCGGAGCGAGAGGACGACGACGAGAGCAUCAGCAUCAGCAAGCCGCUGGUGCCGGCUGCCGCCUCCGGGCUCCAGGGGCCCCCGGCUCAGGGGGGCGCCCCAGCCGCCAACCCAGCGCCCGCCGCUUUCUCCUCCUCGGUCGCCACCUCCUCCUCCAGCUCCACGCCCACCUCCUCCUGCAGCAUGACAGCCGCGGACUUUGGCGGGGGCGCUGCGGUCGGGGCCGUCGGGGGCUCCGGGGGCCGCUCGGCUGGGGGCGCGGGCGGCCCCGGGACCGGCAGCGGCACCUCCUGCUGUUCGUGUUGCUGCUGCUGUGGCCGCCCAGCCCGCCCGGGCCGCAGGGGUCGGCGCCGCGGCUGCGCCCCCAGACCGGGGUGCCGCUGGGGCUACCAGGCGCUGUCCGUGGUGCUGCUGCUGGCGCAGGGCGGUCUGCUGGACCUGUACCUCAUCGCCGUCACCGACCUGUACUGGUGCUCCUGGAUCGCCACCGACCUGGUGGUGGUGGUGGGCUGGGCCAUCUUCUUCGCCAAGAACAGCCGGGGCCGUCGGGGCGGCGCGGCGAGUGGCGCGCACAACCACCACCAGCACCACCACCACGCCGCGCCCACGCUGCACCUGCCCGCCCCAUCGACAGCCUCCGCCGGGGCUGCGGCCGGGGCCAAGGCACGCGGCGGCCGCGGGGGCGCGGGCGGCCCGGGGGGCGGCCCGGGGACUGCUGGGGCGGCGGGCGAGUUCGCCUUUGCUUACCUGGCCUGGCUCAUCUACUCCAUCGCCUUCACGCCCAAGGUGGUGCUCAUCCUGGGCACGUCCAUUCUGGACCUCAUCGAGCUGCGCGCGCCCUUCGGCACCAUGGGUUUCCGUCUCACCAUGGCGCUAUCCGUGCCCCUGCUCUACAGCCUGGUGCGGGCCAUCAGCGAAGCGGGCGCCCCGCCUGGCUCGGCGGGACCUCUGCUCCUGCAGCCCCAGCAGCACCGCGCCGCCGGCUGCUUCCUGGGCACGUGUCUGGACCUGCUCGACAGCUUCACCCUGGUGGAGCUAAUGCUGGAGGGCCGCGUGCCACUACCCGCGCACCUGCGCUACCUGCUCAUCGCUGUGUACUUUCUCACCCUCGCCUCGCCGGUGCUCUGGCUCUACGAGCUCAACGCCGCCGCGGCAGCUUCGUCCUGGGGCCAGGCCUCGGGUCCAGGUAGCUGCAGCCGCCUUCUGCGCCUGCUGGGUGGCUGCCUAGUAGACGUGCCCUUGCUGGCGCUGCGCUGCCUCCUGGUGGUGAGCUACCAGCAGCCCCUCUCCAUCUUCAUGCUCAAGAACCUCUUCUUCCUUGGCUGCCGCGGCCUGGAGGCCCUGGAGGGCUGUUGGGACCGGGGGAGUCGGGCCUCCCCCAGUCGGGCCAGAGGGGGCUACGGCGGUCCGCCCUCUGCUCCACCGCCACCGCGGCCACCUCAGGGAGGCUCCCAGCUCGGCCACUGCAUCUCGGAGAACGAGGGGGGUGCCCAUGGCUAUGUCAACACCCUGGCUGUGGCCUCCCAGAAUUGA